GUUUUUGGCAUGGGAAGGAGGGAAGAAAGGAUGAGACCGAACUGAAACUCUGUGGACAGAGUACGGCCGCUCUGUAGCCUGCAAGAAGAUGUACAAGGAGGAUUUCAGGAACAUGAUUGAAGAGAAUAUAACCAGUAAUGGAUCUGCCUUCUCUCACACCUGUACCAUGAGGGCCAUAUUGAUUACAGCCUACUCAAUUGCAUUUACUGGAGGUGGGAUCGGAUCCAUCGCAAUGUCGUUUGUGCUAGUCAAGAUGAACACUCUGUCUGUGACCACUACAGCAAUUAUUAACCUGGUUGUGGUGCAUGGUCUUCUUCUCCUGACUGUGCCAUUCCGGAUACACUACUACAUCAACAAAGAGUGGGUCUUUAAGAUGCCAUUUUGUAAAAUGGUGAGUGCAAUGGUGCACAUCCACAUGUACCUGACUUUCCUAUUCUACGUGAUCACACUGGUGAUUCGAUGGCUCAUAUUCUUUCAAUGGAAGGACAAGGUGGAGUUUUACAGGAAGCUGCAUGCCAUCACAGCAAGUGCUACAGUGUGGGUCGUGGUCAUGGUCUUUUUGGUGCCAGUCUUCUAUGUUGAAUAUGGACGCUCAGGGAGAUACGAUGAUAAAACAUGCUUUAAGUUCCACAAAGAGCUACAGCAAGAUAGUGUGAAAGGUCUGAACUAUACCAUAAUUGUGGUUGUUUCCUGCAUUACUUGUGUCCUCUUGAGCUUGCAGAUUUUCAUUCUGGUAAAAGUGGCGAGAAAAUUCUCCUUCUCCCUCUGGUCACACCAAGAGUUCUGGGCCCAGGUGAAAAACUUGAUUUUCAUCUGCGUUAUCAUAAUUUGCUUCCUUCCCUACCACCUUUUCAGGGCCUACUAUAUACAGCACGUGAAUGAUUAUAGCCAAUUAGAAAGCUACAAUGAGGUAUUUUUGAGUCUGACUUCCCUCAGCUGUCUAGAUUUGUUGUCAUUUGUGCUGAGUGGAAGCCGUCUCUUUAAGCAAAAGGUAUGUGUACUCCGAAGCAAGUUGACUUGCUGUUAG
Messenger RNA from Rhea pennata, 1027 nucleotides. Its product is annotated as probable G-protein coupled receptor 141. Gene Ontology annotation, molecular function: oxysterol binding; G protein-coupled receptor activity. The transcript is spliced from 2 exons. Gene Ontology annotation, biological process: G protein-coupled receptor signaling pathway. Bases 89 to 1027 code for a protein of 312 amino acids. Gene Ontology annotation, cellular component: membrane. The record is from RefSeq and is a predicted model, not a curated record. NCBI's taxonomy places the organism in Eukaryota, Metazoa, Chordata, Aves, Rheiformes, Rheidae.